GUAACAACAUUGCAGUUGCAGCCUGGGAAAUGCCCUGUGAGAUCUUCAUCGCUCCGGUAUGAAUAUGCUCAGGGCUUCUAGAGACGAGACAGGCAACAAGCCGCAAUCGUAAUUUAUACGCUGUGUCUUUUCAUAGGAAUAAGAGAGGGAGAGAGUGAAGAAAAGGUGGCCUGUGAACAAGGGGAGGUGUUAUUUUUCCCUGCGUGUUUCCUCAUUUGAAGUUGUGCAAGAACUACUUUUUUUUUUUUGGGUGGGGGGGUUUGCCUUUUGUGAACUUAUGUCUUUUUGUAGAUCAGCAUGACAGGGAGAAAGCGAGGGAUCCAUGUGUGGGAACUGCAGGAGGAAGGAAAGUGCAGCUGGGAAUUUUCGCCUGGAGCGAAACAGGCUGGAGGUUUGUGGCGAAAUAAGGCAGAGACAGAGAGAAGAAAGGAAAAGAGAAGGAGAGAGAGAGAGGUUGAGAAAGAUGACAGAGGAGAAAAGAGGUUUAAAGCAGGGAUGACGAAGCGUGGGAUGGCAGGAGAAGAGAAGAUUUGAUGAGAUGGAGGAGGCGUAAAAGUGGACUUUACUUAAUGAGGUGGAGCGAGGAGGAGACUCGAAGAUGACAGAAGUGAAUCUUGUCUCCACGCCUUCUUGGGGAAAAAAAAGGAUGUCAAGGCGAGUUUCACACACACACACACACACACACACACACACAGACACACACACACGCACACACAAACACCUGUAAAUCUACACUCACGAUCUUCCUGCCAAUCGUCUCCCUUUUGCUUUAACCCUCCGAGAGACUGUCUGUGUGCGUUUUCUCCACCCUCAUCUCACUCUCUCUCUCUCUCUCAAUCGACCAACCUGUCAUUUAAUGACUGUGUACAUACCUGCACACACACGUACACACCCACAGUGUACACACACACACACACGCACACUGUCCCUCUCCGUCACACACACAUUCUCGCGCUCUCGUCCUCAGAGCAGCAGGUCCCUGGAAGCAGCCAAACUGUCAGUGACUGUUGCAAACACAUGCUCACUCUCAGCUCGGCUCUCUCUUCAGUUGCUGCCAAGGAAGGAGGAGGAGGAGGAAGAGGAGAAGGAGGAGGAGGAGGAGGAAAAGAAGUGAGGCUGGAAAGAACAGACUGAAACACACAGAGAAAAGAAAGAGAGAGACUUGGACCAGCCUCUCACUGCUUACCUCUCGCCUCUGCCUGGCUGACUGUGUGAGAGACUGGUGGCAGCUGACAAGUGAUGCCUUGCACUCUCCGGAGCAGCACAUAGACAGGACUUCCUUCAGCUUCAGCGUCUUCCUCUCUCUGUGACAAUGAUGAGGAGAGACCGUCUCUUCUUGGCCGCGACCCUCACAGCCAUCUUCUCCGCUGACCUCUACUUUAUCCUGCUGCCAAAGCUGCGGAGCAUGGGUCAAGGAUCGGGGCACUUUUGCUCAUGCGGUCCCAACAAUCUCACCCUUCCCAGACAUGGUGGUCUCGCCACCCCACAGCUCUCCAACUGGACUUCUCUGCCACCCCUGUAUGAUACCACAUCCGAACCCAUAGAUGGAGGUUCAAAGCUGGGGAGGCUGUUUGCUCACCCUUUGUACAACAUCCAGAUCCCUGCACUGGGGCCGGAGGAGAGGCUGCUGCAUGCAGAGCAGCUGAUGGAGUACUACAGGAGGAAGGUGUCACGCUGGGAAAGACAUAUGAAACUCUACAGUGAGGCAGCGGCUGUGUCCAACAUCACUGUGACUGAACACAAAGUGACCUUUGACCCAGACGCCAGCUGGCUGAAGUUCCACCUGGGAAUUAGUCGCUAUGCUCUGUACUCCCGCGAUGACCUUGCUGUCCCACAACUCCUCAAGGAGAUGCAGAGCAUGACGGUCAUCGGUGCAGAUUACACUCAAGAUGAAAAGGCCCUGAAAGGAGCUUGUGAUUGCACCCAAGUUGUAAAACCCAGUGGACAUCACCUGAAACUGGCCCUGAAGAUGCAAAACUUUGCUAAAGCCAUGUUCAAACCAAUGAGGCAGCAGAGGGACGAGGAGACUCCAGAAGACUUCUUCUACUUUGUUGAUUUCCAGAGACACAACGCAGAGAUUGCUGCCUUUCACCUGGACAGGAUCCUGGACUUCCGGAGGGUCCCGCCGGUGGCUGGAAGGCUGGUGAACGUCACAGGAGAAAUCCUCCAAGUUACCCACAAUGAAGACCUUCGAGCUGUCUUCUUCACCUCGCCAGCAAACAACACAUGUUUCUUUGCCAAGUGCCUAUAUGUGUGUAAGACGGAGUAUGCGGUGUGCGGUAACCCCAAUUUGCUCGAAGGCUCCCUGUCUGCCUACUUACCCGGCCUCAGCAUCGCUCCCCGCAUCUCCAUCCCCAACCCCUGGAUCCGCUCCUACACCUUCACUGGACGAGAAGAGUGGGAGGUGAAUCCCUUCUUCUGUGACACCAUAAAGCAGCUGUAUCCCUAUAACUCAGGAAACAGGCUCCUCAACAUCAUAGACAUGUCCAUCUUCGACUUCCUCAUAGGCAACAUGGACAGGCACCACUACGAGAUUUUUACCAAAUUUGGGGACGAGGGAUUCCUCCUCCACUUGGACAAUGCCAGAGGGUUUGGGAAGCACUCUCAAGAUGAGAUGUCCAUCCUGGCUCCACUGUCUCAGUGUUGCAUGAUAAAGCGCUCCACACUGUUGCGGCUCCAGCUCCUGACCCGACCGGAGUACAGGCUCAGCGACGUGAUGAAGGAGUCCCUGGAGGGAGACCCUUUACAGCCAAUCCUCACAGAGCCCCAUCUCUUAGCACUGGACCGAAGGUUACAGAAGGUCCUCCGGGUGGUCCAGCGGUGUGUCCGGAGGCUGGGCGAGGACGAGGUGAUCACCAAGGACUUUAUCAAAUCCACAGUGAAACCUCAGACUGCCACAGAUAUGGGAAAGGUCAGGUAACAGGAGGACUUAAAGGGCCGUCGCUCCUCCUCAAAGAAAAGUAGUAAGACUUCAUGAUGAAGCGCAAACAACGCUCAGAUGGUUUCGAUUUAAGGAACAAGCCAUAAAUGGAAGACGCUGUGAAAUCUUCAAGAGGGGUUUGUCAACGAAAGAAAGGAUUCUUAUUUGUGGAGGUUCAGAACAUGAAUCACUGCAGGCCUCAAAUUCCUAUCACAGAGGGAGUCUUGCCUUUAUUUCUUUUUGUUUCUCUCUUGGUCAUAAAUUCCCCCAAGGGUGCAUUUUAUGACCGGGCUUACACCUACACCUUCAGGGUGAAUUUGGGGUUAGUACACUUAAAUUAAGACCUUUUAAGGAACAAUUAAAGAUCAUUUUGAUGUGGAAAAUGAAUUAGGAGAGUAAAAAAAGGCAGCAACCGUAUCAGGGAAUAUUUCAUUGAUACAUGAAGCCAUAAUUAAUAUUCAAAAGGAGAGAGCUGUGAUGCACUGGAUCAGUUGUUUAUCAUAUUAAUGCUGGUGAAUAUUGUGAUUAUGGAAAAAAAAAAAAAAGAUUUGUGUCCGUGUGAUGUCAUAAUUAUAAAAUAAAGUGAUUUUAUGGUGGUGCAAGUUUAAA
Messenger RNA from Larimichthys crocea (large yellow croaker), 3529 nucleotides. RefSeq names its product FAM20A golgi associated secretory pathway pseudokinase (gene fam20a). Gene Ontology annotation, biological process: enamel mineralization. Bases 1313 to 2920 code for a protein of 535 amino acids. NCBI's taxonomy places the organism in Eukaryota, Metazoa, Chordata, Actinopteri, Sciaenidae. Gene Ontology annotation, cellular component: Golgi apparatus. The record is from RefSeq and is a predicted model, not a curated record. The transcript has 11 exons. Gene Ontology annotation, molecular function: protein serine/threonine kinase activator activity.